Messenger RNA from Postia placenta MAD-698-R-SB12, 456 nucleotides. RefSeq lists its product as hypothetical. Gene Ontology annotation, cellular component: mitochondrion. The record is from RefSeq and is a predicted model, not a curated record. NCBI's taxonomy places the organism in Eukaryota, Fungi, Basidiomycota, Agaricomycetes, Polyporales, Adustoporiaceae. Gene Ontology annotation, molecular function: fatty acyl-CoA hydrolase activity. The coding region runs from base 1 to 456 and encodes 151 amino acids. The transcript has 2 exons.
AUGGAAGGUCUCAGACACAGACGACGCUCAGAUUACGUAUAUUUCCUCUCCUACCGUACUCGCUGGAGCGAUAAUGAUCAAUAUGCACAUAUCAACAAUUCUGUGUACUAUCAUCUGUUCGACUCCAUCAUCAACACGUAUCUGAUUUCUCACUGCCAUCUCUCUCCGACGGAGGCAUCAAGCAUCGGUCUGGUUGUGUCCUCAUUUUGCCAUUUCUUUGCGCCUUUGUCCUUUCCUACUGUGGUGGAGCUCGGCUUAAGGGUAAACAAACUUGGAACGAGCUCGGUGACAUACGAAGUAGGCGUCUUCGAGGAGAAUGAAGAAAUCCCCAGCGCAGUCGGCGGAUAUACGCACGUAUUUGUAGAGAGUCGCAGCAGAAAGAGCAUACCUAUGAGCCAAACACUACGAGAGGGCCUGGCAAAGAUAUUGUCCGGCAAGGCGGACGCGAGAUUGUGA